Molecule: messenger RNA, 1011 nt
Organism: Ostrinia nubilalis (European corn borer)
Lineage: Eukaryota; Metazoa; Arthropoda; Insecta; Lepidoptera; Crambidae
Exons: 7
Coding region: 88-1011 (307 amino acids)
Cellular component (GO): nucleus
Molecular function (GO): zinc ion binding
Source: RefSeq, a predicted model, not a curated record
UAUUGUUUACAUUUUGCAUGAAAAAUGAUUGGCGUUACGUUUCUGCGUAUUUUCAUAAAUUAAACAAUAACUACAGUAGUUGUGACCAUGGAUUUGAACAUAUUGCAUAGUGAGGAAGACCUCAAAAUAGAUUUCGAUAUACCAAAACCUAUAUGCCGGUGUUGUUUGACGACGGAUCGUCGCAUGAACGACGUCGUGUCCUACGAUUCGUAUAUUAGAGAAUUGUCUGGAAUUAAUGUUAAAAACUCGGACGGGCUCCCACAGUGGAUAUGCUGGGAGUGCAGCUCGUUGCUGGUGAAGGCGGUGCGCUUCAAGUACAAGAUGCUGCGCGCUCACAACAUGCUCCACGAUUACCUGACACGAUGCGCUCCGUUCCCCAUAGACGCCAACGACCCAGAACUAAGCAAAUACGCGUGCCCACAACUGGGCGAGAGCGAGAUGCUGACUUUCGAGAUGGGUGGCCGCGGGAAGACUGGCUUCCACGAGGAGUUGCAGCACGAGAAGUUGUUCGCAACCGACGCCCAAUUUAUGCUGGACGUGUCGACGAUGGACAAGGUCGACGACCUGGUCAAGGAGGAAGACUUCAGCGUGGACUACGAUGGCGAAAUUACACUGGAUGAGUACAGACCCGAUGAUAACAAACUAACAGAUGAAGAUAUCAAGCAACUUCUAGAAGACACAAGCACACUAGAACCCAAAGAAGAGACCGAAGUCAAGAAGAAGAAAAAAACAAAGCGGAAAGAAGAUAAAGUUAAGAAAAAGAAGAAGAAUAGCGAAGAGCCUUUAGAACUGGACCCAGAGGAACCAAGGUCGAGCAUCAGGAGAACACUGGAGCUGGACCCGGCGAAGAUCAGGAUGAUCACCCUCAACCCCCAGGAGCAAGUUAAGCAGAGAGAGGAAGAAAGCAAGUCUGGCUUCGUACUACCCUUCCAGUGCCAUCUUUGUUACAAAGGAUUCAACUAUGAGGCUAAACUAGAGAAUCACAUGAAAAAACAUAGUCCGGUGAGUUAA